Molecule: messenger RNA, 364 nt
Organism: Musca vetustissima
Lineage: Eukaryota; Metazoa; Arthropoda; Insecta; Diptera; Muscidae
Gene: REPTOR-BP
Product: REPTOR-binding partner
Exons: 4
Coding region: 5-358 (117 amino acids)
Biological process (GO): regulation of DNA-templated transcription
Cellular component (GO): nucleus
Molecular function (GO): DNA-binding transcription factor activity
Source: RefSeq, a predicted model, not a curated record
UAAAAUGGAUUGCGAAGAUAUGCAAAUGAUUAUUACAGAAGAGCCAAAUUUGUCGGAACGCAAAGAAGGCGGAAAACGAGGACGUAAGCCAGGACGUAAGGCUUCGAAUGAGAAAGUCGACAUCAAAGCUAAACUUGAACGUAGUCGACAAAGCGCCCGAGAAUGCCGUGCACGUAAGAAGUUACGAUAUCAGUACUUGGAAGAGUUGGUGGCUGAUCGAGAGAAAGCUGUAUUAGCAUUGAGAGCGGAAUUGGAUCGUUACAAACAAUGGAGCUAUGAAUUAGGCGAAGGUCGUAUUCCUAACGGGUUUCAACAGCUGUUAGAGGAUUCUGGAAUUCUUAAACAGGAAAUAUCGUAGUUAUUA